GGCGACUGCACCCUCAGCAGCCUGUUCCAGCUCAACGACAUACUCUUUGGUAGUACGCAGCUCUUCCUCCACAUCAGCCAGAUGACCGUCUUGAUUGGCCGCGGCCUUGAGAUCCUGGCGGAGUUCCUCACUUAUGACACGCUCCUCAUCAAGUUCUCGUCCCAACUGGUCGAUCUUGGAUUCAGCUUGAAGGACCGCAUCUUCGAGAUCUUGGAUCUGGCCAUUGGCACCGCGGAGAUCAGCCAAUGCCUUGUCGAGUCGCUCGUUUGCUUCGCGAAGUUCGCCGCCGAGCUCCUUUCCACUUUCAAGCACACGUUCGGCUUUCUCGGCGCGAGCUGCGGCGAGAUCACGUUCCUCUUCGACUGCUGAGACGUGCCUCUCGUUCUCUUUGGCCUGCUGGGCAGCGUCCUCUUCCAGCGUUUGGACUUGUUUCUCUGCUGCAUGAAGCUUCUCCUCUAGCUCCCCGACAAUCUCUGCAACGCCGCUUUCGACUUGCUUCAUCCUCUCCUUCCAUCGUUCCUUAUCUCCAGCGCGGUCUCGUUUCUCGGUCUCGAGCGAGCCUUCCAGCUCGGUCUUCUCAGUUUCGCACCGGUUCAACUCUUGCUUGAAGGUCUCGACCAUCUCCUCGAGUUCGGCUUUCUCCUCCAGCCAUCCUUCGGCCGCACGGUCUUCCUCGACGCUCCCCAAAACAGUUCCACCGAGACUGGUCCGACGUCCAGCACUGCCGCUGCUGAGGCGACGAUUUUCAGUGGGCUCGAUUCCGCGCUGCGUCGAUUUAAGCCGUGCAGAUAUGUAUUGAGUUUCCCUGCGUUGAAUCGGCCGACCCCGUGCUGCGCGCCGGCGCCAAAACCCAUAGCCGGAUCAAAGGAUGUGUUGGCGCGGUAGUGAUGGGUCGUUAGAUCAUGAGAAGACGCCGUUGAAAUUA
Molecule: messenger RNA, 925 nt
Organism: Mycena citricolor
Lineage: Eukaryota; Fungi; Basidiomycota; Agaricomycetes; Agaricales; Mycenaceae
Source: the annotation of a GenBank genome assembly